GAAGAACGUCACGUCAUUCUCGCGGAAGUGUUGGCUUGACAACCACUAUAACCUUUCCGCUGGGAAAAAAGGUAAGCUCAUCUACAAUGUUCUAUGCAAUGUUUUGGUUUGAUAUGAUUACAUACGACGAAAGCGAUCAUUUAAGCUGUGGUAAUUACAUUCGACAAGUAAUUAAUAAUGUAGUAGGGCCGUUUGAACUGUGUACUUUAGUGUUAAAUCUGUUCCGUUAACUGUGUGUAUUGGCUAUAGUAAACAGCGUUAGCCCCAAUCCUCUCAUCAGCUGUAUUACAGUCUGUCGCUUUCUUUUGUCUAUUUUUAUGAUUUUCUGUCUUUGCUACACUGUCUCAUUGACCGUAUUCCUGUACUUUAAUGUGACUAUGUAAAGUCACCAUGCUGAAAAAUGGUUUUAACGCCACUUUAUUCUGUUUUCAGCCCAAAGUAACCUAAAUUUGCUUGACUGAAACAUAUCGAGUGCUCUCUGAUUGAAAACCCUCAACCAUGAAUGGUUUGUCAAUCGGAUCACCAUUCGCUUUCGACUGAGGAAUAUUAGCAGUAAAUCUUAACAACCCAUUAGUUUCAAAUGUUUACGUUUGGCUUUACUUCAGUGCUUCUGUCCUUUUAAGGUAUGAAAUAAAUUUAUGAACCAUUCCCUGUAUUCAUUACGAAUAAACUAAUAUGUUUACCUUUUCAGUUGGCAGAACAAAACAAUGCCAGAAGUCAAGUCAAUAAUCAGAGAAGUUCUGCCUAAACAAGGUUUGUAGCCUACCACAGCACUUCGUUAUUUGGACUGCAGUUAUUUAGACAAAAGGCUAUUUGUGGAGCUCCAUCCAGCAUGUGAACUGUUUAAAAAUGUGCAAAAGCGUGCAAAAUGAGUCAGUGGGUGCUCUGUGCAGUGUAACGCCAUCGACACUGUUGUUGUAUAAACAAUGUUAUUAUUGGGGUCAGUAACAUGGCUAAAUGAAACUGUAUCUUUGGUGCCACAUCUUUAAAACUUUUAGAGAGUACAAGAUACCCAGGGCCUGAGCAUGUGGUCUGUUAAAUGUAAUUAAAAUGUGAUUGAAAAAAUUGCUAUAACAGGUAGUAAAAACACAUCGGUGAAGAAAAAAAAUACAACAUACAAUAAAUUUACCAAUGCUCAUCCUUUUCUUAAAAUCCUGUAGAUUUCAGGUUUUGAAUAAGGCAGUUUAACCAGACUUUCUUUGCAGUGAUGGCCCUUUAGUUUCAGAGAUAUAUGCCUAAUUUUUUUCGACAAACAGAACAUUUGUCCUCAGUCAUCCGUGGCAAGUUAAGGAGUCCUCACCUAGUCUUUUGUGUAUUUAUCUGUGUGUGUGAGUGCUGUAUGUGAUGAAUGGGGGUUGGGGGGAAGGGUGGGUUUUGGUAUUUGUAUUUUUAUUAAUUUUAUUUCAUUGUUUUUAAUAUCCUGCUUGAAUGGACAGCACUUUGUGCUACAUUAUAUGUAUGAAAAGUGCUUCAAAAAUAAAGUUUGAUUGAUUGAUUGUCACAGCUGAAGUGUGAAAUGCUAUUUUCAAUUUUGCAUUUAAACCAAUAAUUGCACAAAUCGAGGGACAUAAGGAGUUUUACACUGUCUCAAUUUUUACUAUUCUUUUUUGUCCAAAUCCACAGGGCAGCUUCACAUGGAAGAUGUUCCUACCAUGGUUCUGUGCAAGCCAAAGCUGCUCCCACUCAAAUCAGUCACCCUGGAGAAAUUGGAGAAGAUGCAGAUGGAGGCGCAAGAGGCCGUUAAACAGCAGGAACUGGCAAUGAAGGAGCUAUCACAGUAGAUGCCCAAUGCUGCAGCACAAAGUGUGUGAAAAUAACCAAAAAAGACAUUCAGAGCCAGGCACAAGUCCAGGGUUCUAAAUACCUAUAGAAAAUGUACUAGCAUGCCCAGUUUAGUGCAAUGUCAGGGAGAUACUAUGAUUUGUUGUCAUGGAGCUGAUACGUUGCUUCAGCCACUAGACCCCUCUUCAACACAUGGAUGUUGAGCAAUAGGUGAUUCAUUUUACUUAUAUUGCCAAGAUAAAAAUAAACAAUCAAAAUACUACUUGUAAAUGUAUUUGACAGGCGUGUGUGUGUGUUUGUAUAACAUAUAUAUAUAUAUUUAAACUUUACUCACACUCAACAUCUUCAACAAUGUGUGUAUGUGUAAAAGGGAAGAAAAGUCAAGCAAGUUAAUGGGGGGGGGGGGUUAUUCACAUUUCCAGAUCCAUGUUAACUUUACUUUGUCUGUGAAAAUGCAAGACAUGGUGGUUCCCUGCUUUUUUGUUUUCCACAUCUAUAAAUCACCCUUUAAGGUACACCAAAUAAGAAAAUGUGUUUCAAGACAUCUGUAGAGUCUCUGAUAAUCUAGUCUAAAUCGGGCAAGUCUCAGUGUAGUGGCUUUGGAUCAGGACGGUGGUUCUAUAACCAUCUCUGUAACAGAUGACCUGGAGCCUGUGAAUAAUAUGUAAACUUCAGCGUUGUCCAAAUAAGUAUAAUAAGACAAAGGACACAGGUGGGAAGGAAAACAACUAAAAUCUAAAAAAACACAUUCAGAACCCUCAAAAAAUAAAAUAAACACUCAAAAUACUACUCGUUAAUUUAUUUCACGGGUGUGUGUGUGUGU
Messenger RNA from Xyrichtys novacula (pearly razorfish), 2605 nucleotides. NCBI's taxonomy places the organism in Eukaryota, Metazoa, Chordata, Actinopteri, Labriformes, Labridae. The record is from the annotation of a GenBank genome assembly.